Messenger RNA from Mya arenaria, 2050 nucleotides. RefSeq lists its product as uncharacterized. Bases 77 to 1456 code for a protein of 459 amino acids. The transcript has 6 exons. NCBI's taxonomy places the organism in Eukaryota, Metazoa, Mollusca, Bivalvia, Myida, Myidae. The record is from RefSeq and is a predicted model, not a curated record.
CUAUUAUAUAGAUUAAGUGAUAUUAGACGGGAAACAUUGCUCGGUUUAGCGAACGUCUGAUGCCACUGUCUCCACAAUGUUGACACGCUGCAUUCACAUACCCAGGAUAAAGAAGAAACGUGUCUGCCUCUGUUGGUUUACUUGGUGUGUUUUCUUGGCAGGUCUGGUUGCCAUGGAUAUCAUUGUUCAAAGAACGAAAGUGAUCGUCGACCACAUUUCGGCCCAACAACCGAUGCAAAGAUUCUUCGAUGCAAGACGAGCUGAUUUAAAUCGCACGUUCAUGUCUUUAGACUCUGGUUAUAUUCAUAUUCUCAGUGCAGUUGCCCAAAAUUCUUCAGCCAAUAGUUUUUAUGAUAACAUCGUUCUUAGUGGAUGGCAAACACCAACAGAUGAUUUUCACAGUGAACUUAAAUGUUGUCUCUUUUACGCAAAUCCACUUAAAGCUUUUGUUGCCAAUUUGACGCAGAUACGAAACUCUACCAAUUUGAGACAUUCUGAGAUAGAAGCCAAGCAAUACGUGUGUCCAAAUGUGUAUUCUAAUAGAAAUAUAUCACCAAUAGCAAUAUCAUUAACUACUGGAGAGCGAUGUCCUGAAGACUUGACUAAAUACGCGACUGUGGAUUUCCCUCACAAGGCGCAAAACGGUUCGCUGGGUGUCUGUGCCAAAUUAGUUUUCGGAAACAUUUCGGCCGGGUCUCUUGUCGAGUGGUUUGAAUACCAGCGACUUAUGAAAGUAGACAAAGUGAUAGCUUACACAUACAAGUUGAACGAAGAGGCUAUGAAAGUGUUGAAAUAUUAUUCUUCAACCGGACUGGUCGAGUUCUUGCCGUUUUCAUUACCACAUAGAGAAAAAUAUCACAGGGAUGUUGGAGUAAAAAACUUGAACAGUUGGAACGACGAAGAAGUUGCUGUGUUCGAUUGUCAAAACAGGCUAUCGGGAUACACCUAUACGGGCCUCUAUGACUUUGAUGAAUUUAUAUACCCUAAAAAUGUCAAGAACUUGAAAGACUUACUGUUAUCACUGGGAAAACUGUAUCCCAACUCAGCUGGAUAUACUUUUAAAACCGAAGUAUACGCGACAACUUGGGGUGAACGACAGAAUAACACGAUUGAAAAUGAUUUGACGAUUGGAAGAUAUAACCAGCGUGGUGACCCAAUGUGGGACAGGGUGAAGUCUAUCGUUAUCACUGACAGACUGAUGCCUGGACGAAUGUCAACGCACGGUUACUGGUCGAAGAAGCCGUAUAAAAAGUCUAUUGUCAAUGAGUCGUAUGCAGUCCUUAAACAUUACCGGACUUGCCGGAUGGAGUGGAUGAACAACAACGGAACCUUGUGUUACAAGCUUAUCGAGCGACAUGAGGACAAUACGCUUGUACAAGUCGCUGACUUGAUUAGAGUGAACGUUAUGAACGUUAUGGACGUAAUAAAAGCGACAAUGAAUUAUAGUUCCUGUUGACGUUUUUUUAAAUAGGGACGGUCUAGUUUCUGGUAUUUAUUGACGUUAUGGACAAAAUUACUACGUAACAUCGAUCUAUUUUAAAUUGUCUUAAUUGUCAGACGGGACUUAGUUUUUUUUUUUAACUUAAAGGCCAGACUAACUGGACAAACAUUUUACAUGUAGUUUUAUUCGACGUUAUGGACAGACUUAUUGGAUGAACUAUCAAGUUUCUAUCGACAUUAUAAACAAACUAACUGGGCAAACAAAUUAGUUUUAUUUUUGACGUUAUGGACUGACUAACUGGGUCAAUGAUUUAGUUUCUAUAGACCCGAUGGAUAGACCAACGGGGCCAUGCAUGUAGUGUAUAUUGACGUUAUGGACAGACUACCAUGGUCAAAGAUCUUGUUUUCUUUUCCAUUAUUGACAGACCAAACUAGUUUCUAUGGAGUCCCUAUGGACAGACCAACGGGGACAGCUGAGUGUCCAGGCGAGGACGAUGGUUGUGUAAUAGAACAGAAUCAGAUACAAAAUGAGGAUAACUAGUGUUCUAGAUCAAGUAACCGAUUAGAUAGAGUCUCAGUGUGUGUAUACCACGUUAUAAAUUACGUCAUA